AUGACGCUGACGCGAAAAACUUCCGUUGCCGCUAAAAUACCUGUUCAAACUGCCAAGGCGAUUGAAUCAAAAUCGAAUGCCACCCCCAGAUUCACUGACGGUGCGUCAGCUGAACUCGAGUUUGGGGGUUCAUUUGGUGCUGCACUGUUGAUGAUAGGAUUCCCUCUCUUGAUGUGGUACAUGUGGAUUGGUGCAACGUACUAUGAUGGCAUGCUUCCUCUUCCUGCUGCCAACCAGACCUGGGCUGACUUUGUCGUCCUCCUAUGCAAAUUGGUUUAUGAGGGAUCGUAUCCAACUGCGAAAGCAUGGGCAAUAUACUGGACAUUCUUCAUUAUGGAGGCAUUCAUGUACUGCUAUAUGCCUGGAGUUUCCAAUCUUGGCCGCCCACUGAAGCACGAAGGUGGUAAAAGACUUCCCUACUACUGCUCAGCGUUCUGCAGUUUUUAUGCGACGCUAGCCAUCGCCGCAGUCUUGCAUGUUACGCAUGUAUUCCCUUUAUACACUCUGAUUGACGAAUUCGGAUCUAUUAUGAGUGUCGCCAUUUUGUCCGGCUUCCUGAAUAGCUUCAUCGUCUACAUCCAAGCUAUAGUGCGCGGACGGACCCACAGAUUGUCGGGUUCCCCUAUUUAUGAUUUCUUCAUGGGCGCUGAGCUGAAUCCUCGCAUCGGUAUCCUGGACUUCAAGAUGUUCUACGAGGUCAGAAUCCCGUGGUUUAUUUUAUUCCUUAUCACCUGCUCUGCCGCGGCUCGCCAAUACGAAACAUAUGGCUACGUCUCGACCGAGGUACUAUUCUUGAUUGGAGCACAUUACCUGUACACCAAUGCUUGUGCCAAAGCCGAGCAGAUGAUCAUCACAAGCUGGGACAUGUACUUUGAAAAACUGGGUUUUUUACUCACCUUCUGGAACAUGGCUGGUGUGCCCUUCACUUAUUGUCAUUGCGCCCUUUAUCUGGCAAACCAUGACCCAUCCGAAUACCACUGGAACCCUUAUUUCCUUUCAAUAUUUGCUGCAGUUUAUAUCUUCUUCUACUGGGUGUGGGACAGUGCAAAUGGUCAGAAGAACGCAUUUCGUCAUAGGGAAAAAGGUCAGCUUGUCAAGCGGAAGACAUUCCCUCAAGUACCGUGGCAGGCUAUCGAGAACCCGAAAUCAAUUCAAACCGACACGGGCGAUAAUAUCAUGGUUGAUGGCUGGUUUGCAAUAGUCAGAAAGCCAAAUUAUGUUCCCGACAUGUUUUUUGCUAUGUCCUGGGGACUUAUCACCGGAUUUAAGAGCCCAUUUCCCUGGUUUUAUUUUGUUUUCUUCAUGGUUAUGAUCACCCAUCGCACGAUUAGGGAUAUCAACAGAUGCCGAAGGAAAUACGGCGACGCAUGGAAGCGCUAUGAGAGAGAAGUUCCCUACCUGUUCAUUCCAUAUGUGAUUUAA
This is a messenger RNA of Penicillium argentinense, 1422 nucleotides long. RefSeq lists its product as uncharacterized. Gene Ontology annotation, cellular component: endoplasmic reticulum membrane. The coding region runs from base 1 to 1422 and encodes 473 amino acids. The record is from RefSeq and is a predicted model, not a curated record. Gene Ontology annotation, molecular function: Delta24(24-1) sterol reductase activity. Gene Ontology annotation, biological process: ergosterol biosynthetic process. NCBI's taxonomy places the organism in Eukaryota, Fungi, Ascomycota, Eurotiomycetes, Eurotiales, Aspergillaceae. The transcript has 4 exons.